CGACCCUGGCCACCGCGGGCGGGGCCCUCGCACCGUCGCAGCCCGGCGCGGACUCUAAGCCCCGCCCCCGCCUGCCAGCGCCGCUCGGUCGGGCAGCCGCAGUGCCUGGGGCGCAGCGCGCGCCGGCCUUCCUGCCGGCGCCGCCGCGUGAGCAGGCGGCCGAUUUCGCCCGCCCAGCGACGCCCGCGGCUUACGAAGGGGCCACCCCCAAAUCGCCGCACGGGCACGCGCGCGCGUGGGGUGCAGGCGUGCCCGACGGAGGCUUGGCGGCCUCGGUGUUCGGCGGCGAGGCCGCGGGCUGGCCGCGCGGGCCGCCGCCGCCCGCUUCCGCAGGCCCGCUGGGCAGCCCUGGCCAGCCGCAGGGGGCUCCGCCGCCCAGCCCCAAGCCGGACGGCGCUCCGCCGACGCCGUUCCCGGGGCAUGCCGGGCCCCGGGCGCCGGGUGUCCCUGGGCCGCGCUUAGGGCCGCCGCCCGCUGGCGGUCCCGCGACCGCCCCGCCCCACUGGCCGAUGGGUAUAGUCGGCGGGGAGGGAGGCGUCCUCCCUACGGUGCCGCGGGCCGAGGCCGUCCCGGGGCCGGUGGGGCUGCUGCCUGAUGCCGGGUUGGUGGGCCCCCCGCCGCCGGCGCCCCUGGGGCAGGCGGCCGCCCCCGCUGACCCAGGCACCCGCGGGCCGCCACCUGGGCAGCAGCCGACUGUGACGCGGGCGCCGUUCCCGCUCGCCGGGCUGCUGAGCGCGCCCGGCUUGCAGUGCGCCGACGCCGCGCGCGCGGCGGGACAAGCCCGCGGCGCGGCGGCGGGCCGCGGCCGGUCGGCGCCGGCCCGCGCGGCGACGAGGGGCACCGCUGCGCCGCGGGCGCCGUCGGGUCAUCCGCUCUGCGCCUGUGGCUUGGAUCUGGCAGCCUGCGGAGCCUGCGGCCGCGGCUGGGCGCAGGUCGCGCCCGGCGCGCCGCCGGCGCCCGCGGGCGGCCCCGGGCAAGUCGAGGAAGGGCCGCGCGCGACGGAGGUCGCGACGAGCGAGAGCGGGGCGGCAGCGGACACGGCGGCCUGGGAGCGCGAUACCCUCCAGUGGCUGACGGGAGGGUUGAGAGAAGCGGCGGACCUGAUCGAGGAGACGGGCCUCCCCCUGCCGCAGGCGGUGCAGUACGUGCAGCAAUUCGCGGCGGACGCCGCGGCGGCGGCCGCCCAGGCCAUCCGCGACCUCCACGGGCCAGGUGGCCCGCAGGUGCCCGUGCAGACGCUCGUGGAGGCGGACGGCACGCGCUGGGUGCGGCCGGUGGGGUGGGCGGCGGAGAAAGGCGGGGACGCUCACGUCCUGGUUCUCCGCCUGUUCGCCCCCCCCCGGGCGGGCCUGAACAAGACCACCACGGUCUCCGUGCGCUGGGUCCACUCCUCGAAGAUCGUGACCAUUCAGGGCAUCAAGAGUAACAUCGUCGACUUCGCCCCGAAGUGGGUGGAGGCUUUCGGCCAGGUCAAGGGCGCGAAGGUGGUAGGGCCCAACACGGGGGCGCCGACGCUGCUGCGCUACGCCCGGGCUGCGCCCUCAGGGAGGGGAUGA
This is a messenger RNA of Prorocentrum cordatum, 1556 nucleotides long. NCBI's taxonomy places the organism in Eukaryota, Dinophyceae, Prorocentrales, Prorocentraceae. The record is from the annotation of a GenBank genome assembly.